GAGGCGUCGCGCGGGCGCAGGGGCCUUUGGGCGCCUUCCCGCGCCGGUGGCCAUGGCGUUCAGCCUCAGGAGAGGCCGGGGCGGCCCCUUUAAACAUAUAGCUCAUGGCCUGGUCCCUGCUGCUACCAUAGCUCCUAAACCUGCAGUUCCCCGUACCCCUCCCCCUCGUAGUCCAAACCCUUCUCCAGAAAGGCCCAGAUCUGCUCUGGCAGCAGCUAUCCUUGCAACAACACUAACAGGGCGUACUGUUGCUAUUCCUCAGCCUCGUCAACGAUCACUUUCUGAAAGUGAUUCCACCUAUGUGGAACAAGAAUGCUUUGAACCAUAUGCGACAGUUGCAGAGCUCAGAAUGGGGCCCAACUGGAAGCUUGAUGGUAGUGAAAGAUCUCCUGUACAUUCCCUGGAAAUAUCAGGCAAUUAUUGUGAGGAUGAGGAGGACAUGGAUACUUAUCUUUCAGAUGCAGAUAAAGAGGCAGAGUCUAGCUGUCAAAGUAAUGAGAAGAGAGGAGAAAGCUUUAGCACUAAUGCUAUUUAUGCCGUUCCUUGCAAAAAUAAGAAGGAAGAGUUUCCACUAUCCCGUAGCACUAAAGUUGACAAGAAAGAGGCAUCUUCUCAUGAAACUGAGUUUCAGGUGCUGGUGAACAAGUCAAAUGUGCAAAUAGAAGAAAAUGAACGUCUUGGCUUGAAUUUAAAGAAAGAAAAAUCAUCAGCUGAAAAACUGCUAUGUGAAAAGCCUCCACCAUCCCCAGAUAUAUCUAUUCGGUCAAGGCAAGCAUGGGAGACUAUGAAAAAAGAGAAGUUUAGAGAACUAAAACAAGAAAAUCAGUCUCUAAACAAUGCAUACCAGGCUAUAGCCCAAAAAUUUGAGGAAACAAAACAGCAAAUGGAAGAACUGCAGUUAAAACUGAACAGACUAGAAGAAGAAAACAUAAGGCUUAAAGAAGCUGCAGAGAGAUCACACAGAGAAGAGGAAGCUUCAGAAUUACUUUCUUUAAGACAACAAGCACAAGAACUAAUAGAUGAGAAUGAUGCUUUGAAAAUGACUGUCCAUCGUUUGAAUGUAGAGCUAAGUCGCUAUCAAACAAAAUUCAGGCCAUUGUCCCAAGAAGAGCAUCCAAAACUAAAAAGUUUACCCAUGAAGGGACCACCACCCCCAUGGCUGUUGGAUAUGAGGUAUUUGUCACCUCUCCUGUUGGCGUAUGAAGACAGGAUUAGAGAAAAGGAUGAUUUAAAUCUUGCACAUGAGGAGGAUAUGAAGAACUUUAAAGCACGCGUUGAAGAAUUGGUGAAGGAGAAUGAAGACCUGCAUGAGCAAUUAAAUAAAAAUAGCUCUGUUACCGCUAUGGAAUGGCACCAGCUGCAAACUCAGGCCAAGUUAGUCUUGGAAGAAAACAGAUUGUUGAUGGAGCAACUUGAAAUUCAACAAGCUAAAGCAAAAGAUAAUCACAAACAACAUGUUCAAGAAGUUUCAAAAUUGACUAAACAGAUGAUAAUCUUAGAAGACAAAAAACAGAGUCAAGACAAAGAAAUAGCAGAGUACCAGAAGCAGUUGGAAGCUUUGCAUUCUACCUGUGAAGAGCUGAAAGCCAAACUGGAUAGCAAAGUAGGAGCAGAGGAGCACUUUGCUUUGGUGAAUGAUUUAAAAAGUCAUUUACAACAGGAACAGGAGAAAAAGCGUUGUGAAAUGGAAGAUCUAAUAGAAAAGAUAGCAUCAUUGCAAGCUCAAAACAAGAAACUGCUUUUAGAGAAAAAUAAGUUCAUAGCUGACAAGAAGAUCCUGGAAACUGAGCUGGAAAUGAAGCAAAGGACAAACAGGCAACUAAAGAAGAAAAUAGGGUUUUUGAAACAACAGUUGGAAGAAGCAAUAGAAAAAGAAGUUGCAGCCCAUCACUAUCUAAGCAGCCUUAUUGGUUUGGUGGAGAAGACAGCUCAGGAACGUGACCAUCUUAUAUUUUUGGCCAAGUGUUUGGAAAAUGAGAAUCACAGUGUUCUCAACAAAAUAGUGGAAGGCAGUGUGCGCCUAGGAAGGUUAGAAGAAAAAGUUAAGGUAUAUAAAAAGAAAGCAGCUGAAAAGCUUGGAGAUAUCAGUUUCAAAAUGACUGAGCAGAAGAGAGAGUUCGCUGGAAAGACCAUUCAGUACCAGCAAGAAAUGAAGCAGCUCCAGCAUCUGUUGCAAGAUAAACAGGAAACGCUUGAUGAAGUGCUGCAGCAGAAAAGGAAAGUGGAAGGUGAACUUGAAGUUAUUUGGGAAUCCACAUCCAAAGAAAAUAGAAGAAUGAGAGAAAUCUUACAUAAAUCUCUGGAGAAAAACAACAUGUGGAGUACUAUCAGAAUUCAUGAUUCAUACUUAAGUGAAAACUCACAAAAGGACUUAGUUUAUGGACAUGAUUUUAGCUAUUGUGAUGUGAAACCUUCAUCACCUAAAAAUGAAAUUCAACAAGAAUCUCAGGGAUAAAGAUGCCUUUUGUAUUUCAUCUGAGAAAAGAUUUUCUCAGAGAAAUCAAAAGUUCUGUGGCUGAAUUUGACUUUCUCAGCAACACAAGAUGCAACAGAAGGGUGUGUAUCCUCUUCAGAAACUCUCAUGUAUUUUAAUUCAAAAGCCUAAUUUCAAGAAAUGCAAGAAAAUUACCAAAUAAAGUAUGAACAAAAUAUGAUCAACUUUGAAAAAAAAAAAAAAAAUCUGUAGUCUGUUUUCAUUGCUAGUGAUGAAGCAUCUUGACAUCUGGAGUUGCAAGAACAUCCUUACACUGGAUUGCCUGCCAAAAAUCUCUUCUUACCAUCUUAAGGACAGAGAAAAUAUUUGACUGUGUAACAAACAAGACAAAAGCAUUUUGGUUUCAUCUUCCCUGAAACUAAGUGUCCUAAAGACAAGUGGUAGUGCCUGAAUGCACAACUGUCUACCAAGUAGGCUGAGCCCAGGAUUCAACAUGUUCUCUACCAUAGCUUUGCCAAGAGGACAAGAUGUCAGCAGAAGAUACAAUCCUCGUCAGGACUGAGUGGGCCUUCCCUCUUUAAAGUCUCCCUCUUGAGAUUCAGUAGCUUUGCAGGAAGCCACAAAAUGCAUAGCUGGCAUAAUCACUGACUUUUCACAGUAUUGCAUAUCAAUUUCAGGGUAGUAUGUAUUAGUAUAAAAUAAAAUGCUUUUAUUUUAGAAUUUACAUUUAA
Rhea pennata is the source of this 3165-nucleotide messenger RNA. RefSeq names its product centrosomal protein 89 (gene CEP89). Lineage: Eukaryota; Metazoa; Chordata; Aves; Rheiformes; Rheidae. Gene Ontology annotation, cellular component: ciliary transition fiber; centriole. The transcript is spliced from 19 exons. Bases 53 to 2455 code for a protein of 800 amino acids. The record is from RefSeq and is a predicted model, not a curated record. Gene Ontology annotation, biological process: cilium assembly; mitochondrion organization; chemical synaptic transmission.